AUUCGAUCUCUGGUUUUGUCGUAGAAAGACCGUUUUCACUAAAACCAUAUUAUGUUCAAUCUAGUAGAACUGGAAGAUACUAUACAAAUACUGCCAGAGUGCCUAGACCAAGUAGUUGAGGCCAUCCACUAUGAAAUCAACAAAAAAUUUGCCAACAAGGUUAUAAAAGAUGUCGGUUUGUGUAUAUGUCUGUUCGAUAUACUUAAAAUAGGCCAUGGCUCGAUCUAUCAGGGAGACGGAUCCGUCUUCUCGGUCGUUCGCUUUCGAAUUGCCGUAUUCAAGCCGUUCCUGGGUGAGGUGAUCGUAGGGACGAUCAAAUACAGCUCGGAGGAGGCUCUCCAAGUGACCCUUGGCUUCUUUGAUCAAAUCUGGAUUUUGGCUUCUUCCCUUCAACAGCCAUCCGUGUUUGAAAAGUCAGAUCAACUCUGGGCUUGGAAAUAUCAGGAUCACUUGCUUUGGCUCAAUCCUGGCGACCAGAUCCGUUUUCGAGUGGAGAAAAUUGUUUUUAACCCCCCGACUUCCAGAAAACCUGGGAACAACAAGCCCUCAGACCCGUCCGGUGGACCAUCCGACGAUAAAAACUGCGAUCCAACCGCGUCAAACGAUCCUGAGAGCCCCCUAAGCGCUCUCAUGAUUUUUGGGAGCAUUAGUGAAAGCGGCCUCGGCUCCCUGAGCUGGUGGAAUUCCGUCUCGGACGCCAGCGCUGUUGAAGACGCCGCCACAGAUAACUGCGAUCCAGUAGAUACCACUUAACAUCGUAAGGCGCGUCCUCGGUCGGUAGCGACUCAUCAAUGCAGGCUGGACGGCAUUUUCUAUACGAGGGAGCGAGACCUUUUUUUUUUGUCGCCGUCUAUAAGCGCUUUGAUUGUGUCGAGGAUGCGUGACAUGCCAAUGCUCAUCAAAAAUCCGACUCAGAACAGAGGAAUUCUGGCGUGUAUUCAUCAUCGUAUUCGGUCUGGGCCAAUUCUUGCCUCGGCGCUUACCCCACGUUGCGUUUUUUUCCGCAUAAGUUGACACAUAAACCUAUUUCAGAACUUU
Messenger RNA from Schistocerca gregaria, 1038 nucleotides. RefSeq names its product DNA-directed RNA polymerase III subunit RPC8-like. The transcript has 5 exons. Gene Ontology annotation, biological process: transcription initiation at RNA polymerase III promoter; DNA-templated transcription. Bases 52 to 753 code for a protein of 233 amino acids. Gene Ontology annotation, cellular component: RNA polymerase III complex. NCBI's taxonomy places the organism in Eukaryota, Metazoa, Arthropoda, Insecta, Orthoptera, Acrididae. The record is from RefSeq and is a predicted model, not a curated record.